GAAAUACAGGCGUAGAUGAAUAACAAAGCUCAGUUAAUCAGCGGCUGGAGCCAGAACAGCAGCUGCACGAUGGAGCGCCGCAUCUUUUCCAUUCUGUUCCUCCUCAUAGCUGUGGAAUCAGCUUCUUCAGUGGACAAUGGAUUCUUCAUCUCAGCCCCCACUGUGUUUCAUGUGGGUGUUAAAGAGAAAGUGCUUGUCCAGAUGUCUAAUCUAAAUAGUCCUGUUACUCUCUACCUGGUGCAUGAGAGUACCAACACUCGUAUGUCUGCAGAGGAAACUGUUCAGUGUAGUGAGCAAGAGAGGAUCAAAACAGUUGAGCUCAUGUUGGAUAGGGAAAAGGUGUCAAGAGUGCCUAAAGAAUAUCUUCCCUUACGCUACCUUACGCUGAAGGCAGAGAAUCCCUCGUUCAGUAUUGCGAAGUCAAUAACGGUCUGGGUAUCAAAACGCAGAGGCAAUAUCUUCAUUCAGACCGACCAGCCAAUCUACAACCCAACACAAAGAGUGCAAUACAGGAUAUUCACUCUUGACCACAAAUUCAGGCCUCAUAUGGAUGUGGUCCGGAUAUCAGUAAUUAAUGCUGCUGGAAACAAAGUGAUGAAGUCCCUCAAGACUGCAAAGGGAGGAGUUAUUAGAGACUCAUUUUCCAUACCUGAUGUGGCCAAGAUGGGCACAUGGAAGAUCAAAGCACACUAUGAUGAAGAUGAUGAAGCAAAUGCUGCUUCCCUGGAGUUCAAAGUCAAACAAUUUGUUUUACCAAGUUUUGAGGUGAACCUUAAACCGGAGGAGAGCUAUAUUUUGUUGAAUGCUGAACAAUUUAACUUCACCAUCUCAGCAAGCUAUUCACAUGGUGAGAAAGUCAAAGGGGCUUACCACUGCACGUUUGGAUUGGUACAAAAAAGCAACGUUACAAGGUCUGGUCUAAAUAUGAAGCCUGACGUUAUCAGAGGACUAACCUUGACUGGUUCGGUCAAAGAUGGAACUGCAACAGCUUCUUUCCAGAUACAACACCUCCAAAAUCAGCUGAAGCGAACCCUCUCUGAAAUACAGCAAAGUGGAGCACAACUCUACUUGGGAGUAUUUGUCACCAACAUACAAAGUGGUGAAAUACAAGAGGCAGAAGUCUACCUUCCUAUCAUCUCUCACAAAUACACCAUGGAUUUCUCUCGAACUCGCUCAUAUUUCAUUCCUGGAUAUCCGCUUGAUGUGGUGGCGAUCGUACGUCUGCCGGAUGGCUCCCGAGCAGCUGGUGAGGCAGUAAAAAUUGAAGUGCCGGAAUCUACAGAGAAAUCUUGGCAAGGCACCACUGACCAGGAGGGGACAGUGUUUACUACAUUUAAUAUUCGAGAUAAAGCUCAAAUUACUGUUGAAGGGUCGGUGGGAGACCUUAUGCAGAAGAAAGUGCUUCAUCGUGCUUCAUCUCCAAGUAACAGCUACCUGUACCUGAGUUUAACCAACAGGAUAUAUUCUGUGGGCGAGUCACUAACUGUGAAUUACCACAGCUCCACCAAUGGCCCAGGACAGGGGUUUAUAUACUACAUGGUCUUAAGCCGUGGGAUGGUAGUACAAAAGGGUUCACUCAAAUUUGGUACUCAUGUUAGAGGCAAUCUGCAGAUAACGUCUGAUAUGGUGCCAUCCUUCCGUCUGAUUGGCUACUACCACAACCAGGGUGGUGACAUCAUUGCUGACUCUGUGUGGUUAGAUGUCAGGGAUGAAUGUGAGAUAAAGGUCAAGGUAGAAUAUAAAGGACCAUUUAGUCCUGGAAGCCCGGCCAGGCUAGACUUUGAUUUACAUGGUCAGAAUGCCAAAGUUGCUUUGCUGGCUGUGGAUAAAGCCAUCUACGCUCUCAAUGCUGAUAAUAAACUAAGGGCCAAACAGGUGUUUUCCACUAUGCAGUCACAUGACCUUGGCUGCUCACCCACUGGAGGAGGAGCUGACCCUGCAUCAGUACUCACAGAUGCCGGCCUGUCUUUUAUAUCUCAGUCCAAGGCAGAAUGGAAAAAGAGUCUUCACUGUGAAGAAUCUGUACGACAGAGACGCGCUGUGGACCUUCAACAGGAAAUGAUGACCUUAAAAUCAAACUUUUCAGAAAACUUGCAAGAGUGCUGUGUUAGGGGGUUUUCUCUCAUCCCCAUGACACGAACAUGUCAGGAGAGAGCGAAUAGAGUUUCUCUGGUAGAACCAAAUCCUGACUGUGCAGACGUCUUUUUGCAAUGCUGCCUUGAGGGAGAGCGUCUCAGACAGAAAAAAAUACAAGAGGAUGCCCAGAAUGGACUUGGCAGGACCGAAAUCUCAGAAGAGUUUGAAGAUUUCCUCUUGGAUAGAAGUCAGCACAUUCGACGAAUUUUCACCCCAAGCAUUGCAUUCACAGAAAUUGACAUAAGAGGCAAAGGAAGUUAUACUUUGAAUCUACCUGAAUCUAUCACCACAUGGGAGGUUCAAGUCAUCACUCUAUCUGAGGCCACUGGAUUCUGUGUGGUUAAGCCAUCUGAGGUCAGAGCAUUUAAGAAAGUGUUUGUGUCUCUGAGGCUGCCUUACUCAGUGAGGAAAUUUGAGCAACUAUCUAUUUCUCCUGUUAUCUACAACUAUGGCGAUAAUAGCCUCAAGGUUGCAGUUCAUAUGGAACAAACUGAAGGACUUUGCUCACCUGGUUCAGCCACCAGUAUGGCCUUUGUUAACAUUACUUUAGCGCCGCAGUCUUCCCAGUUUGUCUCCUUCUCUGCUGUCCCCAUGGAAUCUGGCUCCAUACCCAUCAAAAUACGUCUUUAUGACAUGGAGGAAAAGUGGGGAAUAGACGCAAUUGAAAAGCCUUUGAAUGUGAUGACAGAAGGACUAGAGAAGAGAGAGGAAUCAACCAAAGUAUUUAAAUUAGAUGGGAAGAGCAUAAACUCUGUCAUGAUUGAUGGAUUUUUUCCAAACGACACAGUCCCCGACUCCAGCACCAACAUUUUCAUUUCAGUGGAAGGAGACGGAUUUGGCAGUUCACAUGCAAAGAACCUUCUUUCUCCUGAGAAGGUUGCAAAGCUGAUCGUUUUGCCUACGGGAUGUUUAGAACAGACUACAACAAAACUCAUCCCCACAGUGUCAGCUCUCCGCUACCUUGACCUGAGUAACCAAUGGUUUGAACUGCCUCCUGGUAAAAGAGAUGAAGCUCUUGAUAAUCUUGAGAAAGGUUACAUGAGGAUUUUAGAUUUCAAGGAUAAAGUCCAAGGAUAUUAUUCCUCAUUUAGUUCAACACCAUCUAGUAAUUGGGUGACUGCCCUUAUAGUGAAAGUGCUGUCGAUGGUGGCCGAGCGUCAGACAGCGGCUUUUGGGGACCGGGGCAGGAGGGCUUGGGCUGUAGAUUUAGAAGAGAUCCGUCAUCCAGUCAAAUACUUGCUCUUAGUACAGAAUACUGAUGGGUCAUUCAAUGAAAAACAUCCAGGGGGGUCGUACACAUCAGUACUGAAAGGAAAUGACCAAAAAGCAUCCGUUACGGCAUUCAUAACUCUUGCACUGCAUCGGUCCCUUCAGUUCCUGCCAGAUGGAUUGAAAAAUAGUGCAGAAGCCGCCAUCUCUAAAUCAACAGCAUUCCUCCUGUCACACCUGAAUGAGCUUCAGCAUCCCUACGCUGUUGCCAUUACAGCAUACUGCCUUGGACUUUGCCUGCCGAAGGAAACAAAUCAUUCAUCUACCUGGAAAAAACUUGAAGGACAUGCUACUAAAGGGAAGAAUGGCUGUUAUCUGUGGACAACUAAUCCCAGUGAACAGAAUCAAGCCAAUGCAGACGUCAGCACAGUCGAGUUGACAGCCUAUGCCCUCCUAGCUGCAGUGGAACUGGGCCAGAUGAAGUGGGCAGAAGAAACAGUCUGCUGGUUAACCACCCAAGAAAACUAUGAUGGCGGCUUCAAAUCAACACGGGAUACCAUGGUGGCCUUGGAAGCCCUUGCAGAGUAUGAGCUAAGAAGGCCUACCCAUCCUGCAACAAAUCUAAUAGCAGAGUUCACUGUCAAGGGAAGGAAUGAAAUUGUAACACUUCAAUUGGAAAAUAAGAAGGAGAAAGUGGAAACGCACCUUAAGAAAUUUACAGGGAACAACAUCAAUGUGCAGUUGACAGGACAAGGCGAGACCAAGCUAAAAGUUGUAAAGGCUUACUAUCUACUGGCCCCCAAGGACGAUUGUGACAAAGUGUCUAUCAGCGUCACAGUGACGGGGAAAGUGAAGUAUACUGCUAAGGUCAUAGAAAAUUAUGAAUAUUAUGAUGACUACGCUAACGCUAAUGCUAACGAGGAGGUGGUGGAGAAGGAGGUGCGAAUGCCACGUUCCGCGAUUGAGAGGUUUGAUGCUCGAACCCGAAACCGGAGAGAUGCCGAUAACAACUUGAACUCAGAUGGGACUGUCAGCUACACAAUCUGUGUCAGACAUAGUCUGCACAUCAAUCUCACAGGAAUGGCUAUUGCUGACAUCACACUUCUGAGUGGAUUUGAGGCUGACAUUCCAGACCUCGAAAAACUAAAAGAGGAACCUGAACGAUACAUUUCCCACUAUGAGACCUCCUAUGGAAGAGUGGUGCUCUACUUUGAUGGGCUCGUUAACUCGGAGGAAUGUAUUAGUUUUGGUGCGAAACAGUUAGUACCAAUUGGCCUUCUACAGCCGGCUCCAGCUGUGUUCUAUGAUUAUUAUGAACCAAACAUAAAGUGUACUGUGUUCUACUCUGCCCCCCAAAGAAGCAAGAUGGUCUCCACACUGUGCUCAGAGGAUGUGUGCCAAUGUGCAGAAAGACCCUGUCAUAAAAUACAAAAUACAAUCGACAAUAAAAGAACACAAAGAACCGAACAUGCCUGCUUCGCCCCCAUAGUAGACUACGCAUACAUUGUUGAAGUCUUCGAUGUUUCCACAAAGAGUAACUUUGAGCUGUACAGAGUGACUGUAAAGGACGUACUUAGAGCACAUGGAGAUGACCUUGUGGAAGAGAAUUCUGUUCGAGUGUUUGCUAAGAGGUUUCACUGUAAAGGAAAGUUAGACCUGAACACACAGUAUCUCAUCAUGGGCAAAGAUGGCGCCACAACCGACUCAAGUGGAUCAAUGCAGUAUCUGUUGGAGUCAAACACCUGGGUCGAAAAAAAGCCUUCGGAGGAAGAUUGUAAAGCAACUCCUAUGAAAGCUGGCUGUGCACGGUUCAAUGGGUUUACACAUAAGUACAAGCUAAACGGCUGCACGCAGUAAAACAGACACAUCUGUUUCACUUAGAGAUGUUUCUUCCAUAUGUUUUUGGAUUAGACAGGGCCAUCACAUACCCAUUUUAUUAUGUAUAUUUACAACUUACACAUAUUUGUCAGCUUGAUUGUAACUUCCCAAAAAACAAUAUAUAUAUUUUUUAAAAUCUUAAAUGUAAUGUGAAUUUUACCACUUUGAAUUACUUGAUUUGAAACUGCCAAAAAAUCCAAUGAUCAAAAAAUGACAUUUUUUAAAAAAUAACUUUUUUUUAGGAAUACUCUGAAAUAAAUUGGUAAAUGUAUGUGCAAUUGAUUGUGGAUUAACAAAAAUAGGAUAGAACUGAAGCAGGACUGUAGGGAUGAGUGGGACUCUAUGAAUCAGUGUCUUAAUCUGGAGCACUCGGCUGAGAUAAACAUUUUGGUGCUUAAAUUCCUCCAAAGAUCUUGACACGGUUGCUUACAUUUACAUAAGAGUUAUUAGUACAAAGUAAAAUAUCAAUAAAUAUAUAAAAAUGUAAUGCAUAGAAUUGCAGUUGUGGUUCAUUUUAAAUGUAAACAUUUAAACUUUAAAAAAAUGUGUAUUAUCUGUCCAAUCAGUGUGUUUAAUGCUGUGUUGCAUAUUGUAUCCUGCUAAAACUGAAAGUUGUUUGCAUUGCAUCUAACAUCAAGCUGUUCAUGUGGAGGAAAAUAAAGUUUAUGACCUUGUCUCUGUAUAUCUUUGUUACUUACUAGAAUCACAUCCUGAUAAUACUGUGUCAGAAAUCUUACAACUGCUGCAUCAGAACAGAAAAUCCCAUUCAGCAUGCAUUAGUUUGCAUGAAAAGGAAAGUAUGUAAACUGAAAAGUGUAUUUAAGUGUGAGAUUAGAGGCUUUGGUAAAUAUUUUAUUUUUUUAAUGAUUUAAAAACUGAUUUGAAACUGGAGAAAAUGUUAUAGUCUACAAUUAAUCAUUCCUGAAACAGUAAACAGUGCUCACUGUUGACUUUAUUUUCUUGUAAAUCACAUGAUUUGGGAGAAAUCUGGCUGACUUGUAUUGACCAAUGAGGGAAUGGUUACAC
Centropristis striata (black sea bass) is the source of this 6249-nucleotide messenger RNA. RefSeq names its product complement C4-B-like. Gene Ontology annotation, cellular component: extracellular region. NCBI's taxonomy places the organism in Eukaryota, Metazoa, Chordata, Actinopteri, Perciformes, Serranidae. The coding region runs from base 16 to 5202 and encodes 1728 amino acids. The record is from RefSeq and is a predicted model, not a curated record. Gene Ontology annotation, biological process: complement activation. The transcript has 41 exons. Gene Ontology annotation, molecular function: endopeptidase inhibitor activity; protein binding.